AAAAAAGUAAAAAAAAAAAAAAGAGGAAUAGAGAAAAAAUUCUUGAAGCUUUGGAUUCUUGGGAAACCCAGAAAAUCAAGGAAGCUUUUUAAUUUUUUCUUGGAUGAUUGAGAGAAAUGGGUGGUGGCUGUGUUGAUUUCUUGUGGGCUCAGUCAAUGCUUUUUACCAUUCAAAAGAAUGAGAAUUAGAAAGUGGAUUGACAAGCGCAAAUUCGGGUUUAGUGGGAGACUGAGGAAGAUGAUGAAGUGCAUUUUUUCGGGGGAGCGUUUAAGAGUAGAGGAAAUCGUUCAUUCAUCAGAGUCCCUGGCAACUCGGGACUAUUCAGCAAGUGGUUACUCUUCUCGAGCUGGUGAGCCUGAUACAAAGGUGGAUACCAGCAAUAUUGAAGAAGCUGAAUCAUCCCUUCGUGAGAGUGGUUUUCUGAACUACGAGGAAGCAAGAGCUUUAUUAGGUCGGCUUGAGUAUCAAAAAGGAAACAUAGAGGCUGCUCUGCAUGUAUUUGAAGGAAUAGACAUUGCUGCUGUGACUCCCAGGAUAAAAAUCUCCAUUGCCAGAAGAUGUGAGCUUCCCAGACGCUAUUCACAAAGUGAUACUGCACCACCAAUGUCUAUGCAUGCUGUUAGUUUACUCUUUGAGGCAAUGUUCCUCAAAGCAAAAUCAUUGCAGGCUCUCGGGAGGUUUAAAGAAGCUGCUCAAUCAUGCAAAGUAAUUCUGGACACUGUUGAAUCUGCAUUGCCAGGAGGUUUGCCCGAAAGUUUUGCAGCUGAUUGUAAAUUGCAGGAAACCUUAAACAAGGUUGUUGAGCUACUUCCGGAGCUGUGGAAACUCACUUGGGCCCCCCAAGAAGCAAUUUUGUCGUACAGGCGGGCUCUCCUCUAUCAUUGGAAUCUGGACAUGGAAACCAGAAUAAAAAUAGAAAAGGAGUUUGCAGUUUUUCUUCUGUACAGCGGUAGUGAAGCAACCCCUCCAAAUCUCCGCUCCCAGAUGGAAGGUUCCUUUGUACCACGGAACAAUGUAGAAGAGGCUAUUCUUCUGCUAUUGAUCCUCCUUAAAAAAUUUGCCCUCAAUAGAAUUGGGUGGGAUCCAUCAAUCUUGGAUCAUCUUUCUUUCGCGUUAUCUAUUGCUGGUGAAUUGAGGCCUCUUGCCUAUCAGAUUGAAGAGUUACCUCCUGGGAUUAAGGAAAGAAAGGAAAUAUAUAGCACUCUAGCUCUAUGUUACUAUGGGGGUGGUGAGGAUAUGGUGGCUAUGAAUCUCUUGAGGCACCUGUUCAAUGAUAGAGAGAACCAUAGCUGCACAUUUGAGUUAUUAUUGGCUUCAAAGAUUUGCGGAGAGAAUUCUAAUUGCCUUGACGAAGGGAUUUACUAUGCUCGCAAAUUGCUCUCCAAAUCUGGGGGAAGGUGUGAGCAGAUGGUGAGUUUUACAAAUUGCUUACUUGGUAUCACACUUUCAGCUCAGUCAAAAGUGAUUGCUUCUGAUUCUCAGAGGAUUGUGCAACAGUCUGAAGCACUUGAGGCUCUAGAAACUGCCAACAAAGGGAUGAGAGAAAGAAAUCCUGUUGUCCUAUUCCAUCUUAGUUUAGAAAAUGCCGAGCAGAGAAAAUUGGAUGUUGCUCUUCAUUAUGCAAAGCAGCUGUUAAAACUGGAGGCCGGUUCUAAUGUCAAAGGAUGGAUCCUUCUAGCACGCAUAUUAUCAGCUCAGAAACGAUAUGUUGAUGCUGAGAAUAUAAUUAAUGCUGCUCUAGAUGAGACAGGAAAGUGGGAUCAAGGGGAAUUAUUGAGAACUAGAGCUAAACUCCAAUCUGCACAGGGUAAAGUAAAGAAUGUCAUAGAGACAUAUACCCAUCUUCUUGCGGUUCUUCAGGUUCAAAGUAAAAGCUUUGGAAUUCAGAAAAAGCUUUUGAAGGUAUGAUGCCAAAUGACUAUCAUGGUAAACUAUUGUGGAGACUUCUUUGUGAUAGAAUGUGUGGAAUGGAGAAAAUCCCCUCAUUCUAGGCCUAAAAUUCAAUAGUUCACAAAAUUUGAUAGUUCAGUGUUAGUUGCAUUUACAUUUAUUUUUUGCAGAAGCAGGGAAACAUCGAUAGAAGUUUGGAAAUGGAAACAUGGCAUGACCUUGCAAAUGUAUACACAAGUUUGUCACAAUGGCGAGACGCUGAGGUCUGCCUUUCAAAAUCCAAGGCUAUCAAUCCUCAUUCUUCUUCCAGAUGGCAUUCCACAGGUUUACUCAAUGAGGCACGGGGUCUCCACAAAGAAGCCCUGAAAUCGUUUGAGAAGGCGCUGGAUGUAGAACCCAAUCAUGUCCCUAGCUUGGUUUCAACAGCCAUUGUUCUCAAGAUGCUCAGCGAUCAAUCGCUUCCAGUCGUGAGAAGCCUUCUAACUGAUGCAUUGCGGCUUGAUAGAACAAACCCUUCUGCAUGGUACCAUCUUGGGCUACUUUACAAGGCCGAGACAGGUGCAUCAACACUUGAAGCGGCAGAAUAUUUUGAGGCUGCAGCUCUUCUUCAAGAAUCUGCACCUGUCGAACCUUUCAGAUAAUCUGCCAGUACAGCCCUACCUAACACGUUGUCUUACGUAAAUUAUUUUCCAUAUUGAUAAAUUGAUGUGUAGAACCUAGUGUAAUUCGAUAAAACAAACACUGUCAAAAGGUAUAUGAAUUUUUUGUCCUACCUUUCGUUCAAAACUAUCCAUGUCAGGGAGAUGAGUGAAGUUGUAAACUGGGGUCACUUCAUGUUGGAGUUUAUAUAGAAUUGUGUUUAUAACAGGUGAUU
Messenger RNA from Ilex paraguariensis (yerba mate), 2764 nucleotides. The record is from the annotation of a GenBank genome assembly. Lineage: Eukaryota; Viridiplantae; Streptophyta; Magnoliopsida; Aquifoliales; Aquifoliaceae.